Messenger RNA from Epinephelus lanceolatus (giant grouper), 2376 nucleotides. It is a transcript of the gene fli1rs, whose product is annotated as Fli-1 proto-oncogene, ETS transcription factor-related sequence. The record is from RefSeq and is a predicted model, not a curated record. Gene Ontology annotation, molecular function: sequence-specific DNA binding; DNA-binding transcription factor activity, RNA polymerase II-specific. NCBI's taxonomy places the organism in Eukaryota, Metazoa, Chordata, Actinopteri, Perciformes, Serranidae. Gene Ontology annotation, biological process: regulation of transcription by RNA polymerase II; cell differentiation. Gene Ontology annotation, cellular component: nucleus.
UACAAAAUUUCCUCUUCCUUCCCGUUCGUGGUUGUAUGUCGGCUCUAUAAUAACACAACUAACCACUACAUCUUUACACUCAGAUAAAAACACUAAUUGGUGGCCGGUUAUGCGCGUAAAAGAGGAUUCCCAAACGCAUUUCGUUUAUUUUUUUCUUCUAAUUGCUGUGUUUAAUUGGAGCCCAGCCCGCACUAUCCACGGAACCGCGACACAACAGCAAAAAAUAACGAAUGAAAUCACUGAACAUUUAGCGGGUUGAGAAACUUAAACGAGGAAUAAAUUAAUGAAGGGAUGCUGGAUUUUAUUGGGCGCACCAGGCAGGUGCCCCUGAAGGCGCCAUGGAUCAACUUGGAUACAGUGAGAACCCAUUUUUAACGAGCAGGAGGAUCCAUUUCCAUCAGAUGACUGGAAGCGCUGUCCGUGGUGAGUGAGGAUCAGCCCAUAUUCGAGCCGCCCUACAGCGGAGUGCACAUGAAGGCUGAGAUGACAUCGCCCGGCGGGUUCAGCCAGGCCUCCAAGCAGAGUCCCGAGCCCACCGAGCCAGAAUGGGUGGGGUCGGCGGCGCAAAACCCUGGGAAAAGGGGCGAACACGUCAAUGGAACCAGCCGUGAGUCCCCUGUGGACUGCAGCGUCACCAAACGCUCCAGACACGUGAGCAAUGACAGCGCCCCGAUGCCAUACCAGGCCUCGUACCCGGAGCCUCGCGUCAGCCCCCAGACGGCCACCCCACCCAGCAGCACCACAGAGGAGAAGAGGGUCAUCGUGCCAGCAGAUCCAGAGGUUUGGUCACAGGACCACGUGCGGCAGUGGCUGGACUGGGCCAUCAAAGAGUACGUCCUGGAGGAGGUGGACGUCAUUCUCUUCCAAGCGCUGGACGGCAAGGCCCUGUGCAAGAUGACCAAAGAUGACAUGAUGCGUCUCACGUCGGCUUACAACGCAGACAUCCUGCUCUCACACCUCAAUUACCUCCGGCAGAGUAGCCCUACGUUCUCGUAUUCCACAACUCCCACCAACACCACACCGCCACAACAGCCCAGACUACAGGUGAAAGCAGAGAGCGGUUUUGAUGAGAUCAGCUGCAGGAACAGCUGGCCGACAAACACCAUGAGCACAGUGCCGAAAGGUCCCUCCAUGGAGCACCAACACAGCUCGAGAGUGACAGAGCCUGCUCCAAGAAUUGUGCAAGACCCGUAUCAGACAUUAGGGCCCAUUAGCAGUCGGCUAGCCAACCCAGAAGGCCAAGCCCUCAGCUCAUCCAAGAACCGAACAGGCAAACAAAGUCCGUACAAGCUCCCUGACCCCAGCGCUCACAGGCCUGUGGGCUCGGGGCAGAUUCAGCUGUGGCAGUUCCUGCUGGAGCUGCUGUCCGACAGCAACAACGCCAGCAUCAUCACCUGGGAGGGCACCAACGGCGAGUUCAAGAUGACCGACCCGGAUGAGGUGGCCAAGCGCUGGGGCGAGCGCAAGAGCAAGCCCAACAUGAACUAUGACAAGCUGAGCCGUGCCCUGCGCUACUACUAUGACAAAAACAUCAUGACUAAGGUGCACGGCAAGCGUUACGCCUACAAGUUUGACUUCCAGGGCAUCUCGCAGGCACACCAGAAUCACGCAGCGGAAGGGGGGAUUGUUAAGUACCCAACUGAGAUGUCUUACGUGCAGCCCUACCACAGCCACCAGCCCAAAAUGAACUUCAUGGGUGGCCAUCCUGCACCUAUGCCCGUCUCCCCCGGCAACUUUUUCAGCCCUCCGUCUACGUACUGGAACUCACCCAACAGCCCCAUCUAUCCUGGGUCAGCCAUGACCAGACAUCCCGCCACCCACUCCCACCUGAGCUCGUACUACUGAGGACGAUGCAUUUCACACCUGAACGGGACAAAACAAGAGACGAAUGCAAACAUUCACUCGAUCCAGGAUGCACCUGAGCUGAACCCGUCUGAAAUGAAGGUGAUAUGACGCUAUGGUCUGUUUUUAUAAAAAGGCAUUAUGAUGUUGUCUCUGUCACAUUCCUUCUCAAAAAGGACAAAACGUGAGGGUAAAUUAACUGCGAGGAAUGGAACAGUUUGGUUUUCUUCCCGAGAUUUUUAUGAAUACACUGAUAACACACUGUAUUAGCGGUUAUUCAGAUGUUAUGAAACCAAGUUUAUUUUGUAAGUACUUUCAUUUGUUCCUGUUGUAAAGACCAAAGUCAUAGCCUGUACUGUGCGAGUGGCACAACAGUUCUGAAACCUUGUUCUUUCCCACUUCAUAGGUCGAAACAACAGUUAUCACAUUCAAUUACCUGACAUUUGUAAAAGAGAAAUUGUACAGAAUGGUUAUGUAGCAAUGUAACAUUUAGUCAUGAUGUAAAGCUAAUAAAUGAUGCUUGUAUCUGAAAAA